UGUAUUCUGACAGUCGUGUGGUCCUUGGAUACAUUUAUAACACAUCAAGACGAUUUUACACUUACGUAACCAAUCGUGUGUCAUUCAUUCAGAAAAUGACUAAACCGGUCCAGUGGUCAUUUGUUCCAACGGAAAGGAAUCCUGCAGAUCAGGCUACUCGUGCUUUACCAGCACAAGACUUGAAAGAUAGCGCUUGGAUAAAAGGACCAGCUUAUCUUAUAGAACAAACCCAACCCAUCAAUGAAACAUUUGAAAUCAUUGACCCGGACAACGACAAGGAAGUGAGAUCAGUUGUCAUCUCCAAUAAAACAUGUGUGACCGCUCCGUCAUUGGGAUCUGACAGAUUCUCUAGAUUCUCAACUUGGAAGAAUCUCACAGAGACUUUCUCUUUGCUGAAACACAUUGCAGAAUCAUUCCAUUGCAACAGUGAUUGUGCGGGGUGGCAUGUGUGUUCCAAAUCCAAAACUGUUGAUGCCUUUCAGCAAGCAGAGUUGAUGAUCAUCAAGGCAGUUCAACGAGAGUUUUACUUUGAAGAAUAUGAAUCUCUAGUUCAUGGCGAACCUUUACUGAAGUCAAGUACCUUACUGUCUCUUGAUGUUUUCCUUGACAACGAAGGCGUACUGAGAGUUGGAGGAAGGUUGAACAGGAGCAAGAUUCCUCGCGAUGUCAGAAACCCAGUCAUCAUUCCAGGCCGACAUCACAUCGCUCUGCUUCUUGUCAGACAUUUCCAUUCUCUUGCCAAACAUCAGGGUAGACACAUAACCUCUGGAACUAUACGAAACGCCGGGUUUUGGAUCAUUGGAGGCAAACGUUUGAUCUCGUCUGUCAUCCAUAAGUGCGUUAAGUGUAGGAAACUACGUGGACAGAUGGAGCACCAGAAGAUGGCUGAUCUGCCACCCGAACGUGUAGAGCCAAGCCCUCCGUUCACUUAUGUAGGCCUUGACACUUUCGGUCCUUGGGAAGUGGUCACUCGGAGAACAAGAGGUGGAGCUGCACGUGCAAAACGUUGGGCCAUACUCUUUACCUGUCUGGCAACUAGAGGUAUCCAUAUCGAGGUGGUAGAAGACAUAAGUUCAUCUGCAUUUAUUAAUGCAUUCAAGCGUUUCGUUGCCAUCCGUGGCAAGGUUGUACAAGUUCGUUCGGAUAGGGGAACAAAUUUUGUGGGUGCAACAGAAGAUCUCCAAAUCGACACCAUAAACGUGGAAGAUGGACCUGUGAAGAACUUCUUGUAUAACAAUGGAACAACUUGGCUAUUCAACCCACCACAUUCCUCCCAUAUGGGAGGUGUGUGGGAGCGCUUGAUUGGGGUAACGAGAAGGAUUCUUGAUGCAAUGCUAUCAGAGAUACUCCCUGGUUCCUUGACACAUGAGGUUCUUACAACAUUUCUUGCAGAGGCAUCUGCAAUAGUGAACUCACGACUUCUCGUAUCGUUAUCGACCGACCCUGAAAACCCUCUACCUUUGAGUCCAUCCAUGAUGCUUACUCAAAAACCAGCCAUGACGAGUAUCAGUUUGCCAACAGUAGAUGAGAAGAACAUGUACCGUGCACAAUGGAAACGUGUCCAACACCUCGCUGAAGUGUUCUGGAGAAGAUGGAAAUCACAAUACCUAGACACUCUACAGAGUUAUCGAAAAUGGAAAUACGAUCGGCGUAACCUUUCAGAGGGAGAUGUGGUUCUGAUGAGAGACAAUUCAGUUGCACGCAACUAUUGGCCAAUGGGUAUCAUCACCAAAGUCUUCCCUAGUAGUGAUGGCAAGGUUAGGAAGGUAGAGGUCCGAGUAGUGUAUCGUGAAGGUGGAUCAUCGGUGUUCACGCGUCCUGUGACCGAAGUUGUGCUUUUGUUGUCUGACGAUUAGGCCAACUCUACUCUUACAUGUAUCUUCACAUUUUAUGACUGUGACUGUGUAGUUGAAAUAGCAAUUUAGAAGUGAUGUCAAAUAACAUCAGGCGAGGAGUGUGCCGUCCCGGCAAGAGUUAUCUUUUGACUUCUCUUAUAUUGAGUUAUCUCUCUUUGGAUAUUGUUUAGUUAUGAACCGCCAUAUUUUUUGGUUACACGUUUUUCUGACCUCGUGUUCAAUAUCGCAAAUUGUGGCCCAUCACAGUCUUUUUACCAUCAACAUCAUUGUGUUAUCAUAAUAAAUUCAACUGAAACACUU
Ostrea edulis (European flat oyster) is the source of this 2156-nucleotide messenger RNA. RefSeq lists its product as uncharacterized. The record is from RefSeq and is a predicted model, not a curated record. The transcript is spliced from 2 exons. The coding region runs from base 96 to 1856 and encodes 586 amino acids. NCBI's taxonomy places the organism in Eukaryota, Metazoa, Mollusca, Bivalvia, Ostreida, Ostreidae. Gene Ontology annotation, biological process: DNA integration. Gene Ontology annotation, molecular function: nucleic acid binding.